AUGUCGUAUAAAGUCAGCUUACCAUUGUGCCGCCACAUUGUGUCUAAACAAGCAAAGCCUUCCAUUGGCUUUCGACGAUCCACCACAGCCGUGCAUUCACCCCCACCACGUGCUGUCGCCUCCUGUUCAUUCGCCACUACCGCAGCACAUACACGUGGAUUCGCUAGCCGAUCGGCAAGCAGUGCGUCUAAUUCCACACGCACGAUUCGCAUCCCACCCAUGGUCGUUGCCCUGUCGAGUCUUGCGUUUAUCUGCUUAGGCAUAGGAUUAUAUGAACAUUUUUGGUCAGACAUUCAACGUUUUCCACCUGCCGUACGUCAGCCGCUCCGUAAAGGGCUUUAUUAUCAACACAAAGGAGACUUGGCUCUCGCCCUCAAAUACAUUCAGGAGUCGCUGGAUACCGCCCUUCAAUCCCCGGAGGCAUUGGUGGAUCAAUUGGGCACCACAGCUCCUUUGACAGGUAUCAUGAUUCAACUCGGUGCUGUUCAAGAGCAGAUGGGACGUACGGUCGAAGCAAGGAGGACAUUUCUACUGGCUUUGCGAUAUGUCGUGGGUCUUGAUGACCACCAGCAGAAGCCGCACGGCGGUGAUAUGGAAGUGUUUGAAAAUGCACUCUUUCACCCUCAUCCUCCUAAGGACGUGAUGGCUGCUCUGUCGCCUACGGAACAAAAGAAAGCGAUCGGAUUGGCACAAAAAUUAGGGGACCUCGCAUCGAUGAUGCAAGCUGACGAGGAGGCUGAAAAAUGGUACGUCUGGUCCGUCGAGCACCUGCUGAAACUCUCCUCCCGACCUGUGUCCGACUAUGGAGAUACGGCAGACGUCCUCUUUGAUAAAGAACAUAUGCCCGAUUGGCUCACCGAAACAGACGUGGGCGCCUCUUUAGAAGCCUUGGGCGGCUUUUAUGCGUCACGAAACAAGCCCAGUCUUGCGAUUCCCCUGUACUUGAAAGCGUUGAAUUUGCAUGGCGUCACGUCAUGCCAUGCCACCGUGCUGAUGAACAAUUUGGCAGAGGCUUAUUCAGCCUUAGGACAGUAUGAAGAAGCCAAGCUUUGGGCUCAAAAAGGAUUGGAUUUGGCACAAAACCCGAAUACGCGCAAAAUAAACAAAGAUGGAGACCUCUGUGAUGAAACGUGCGGUAUAUUGUUAUACAACAUGGGCAUGCUAUUUGAGCAAUCACAGAAUAGAGAAAAAGCCAAACAAUUCUACGAGAAUGCUCAAAAACACGCACGCCAGCAUAAACAGAUAGAUUGUUUAAAAGAAACACAUCUCGCUUUGAGGCGGUUAGAACUAGGAUCAAAAAAGCUAGACGUUUAA
Mycotypha africana is the source of this 1314-nucleotide messenger RNA. RefSeq lists its product as uncharacterized. NCBI's taxonomy places the organism in Eukaryota, Fungi, Mucoromycota, Mucoromycetes, Mucorales, Mycotyphaceae. The transcript is spliced from 2 exons. The record is from RefSeq and is a predicted model, not a curated record. Gene Ontology annotation, molecular function: protein binding. Bases 1 to 1314 code for a protein of 437 amino acids.